Molecule: messenger RNA, 408 nt
Organism: Telopea speciosissima
Lineage: Eukaryota; Viridiplantae; Streptophyta; Magnoliopsida; Proteales; Proteaceae
Exons: 2
Coding region: 92-382 (96 amino acids)
Source: RefSeq, a predicted model, not a curated record
UUCUUGUUACAGCUUUAGCAGACUGGAAAGACGAAGCAUGCUGAGUUAGAGAGUGAAAGCCUCGUAUUAUAUUAAGAUUCAGCAGCAGAAGAUGGCGUUGAGGCGUCUUUUUGGGUUUUCUGAUGGGGAUCUGAUGAGGUCAGAUGCAAAGCCAUGUUCGAGAUUAAUGAGGCACACAGCAGGAGUUUUCUCUGUAGGUGGAGGGCUGGCUUUUUGGGUUCUUUGUCGAUUGCAUUAUGGUCCAAGGAUAACAGUUCCGAGGAGUCUCAGGUGGGCUGCCUGUGGAGCUGUAUCUGUGAGCUCAACCUCUGCUUUGCUGGUUCGCCUUUUUAGUCCUGAAUGUGAACCCCAGAACAUCGCAGCUUAUGACAAAGGAAAAUGAUUUAAAUGGUCCAUCAGAUUUAGAGU